This is a messenger RNA of Indicator indicator, 534 nucleotides long. RefSeq names its product PML-RARA regulated adaptor molecule 1 (gene PRAM1). Bases 1 to 534 code for a protein of 177 amino acids. The transcript is spliced from 6 exons. Gene Ontology annotation, molecular function: protein binding. The record is from RefSeq and is a predicted model, not a curated record. Gene Ontology annotation, biological process: T cell receptor signaling pathway; integrin-mediated signaling pathway; protein localization to plasma membrane. NCBI's taxonomy places the organism in Eukaryota, Metazoa, Chordata, Aves, Piciformes, Indicatoridae. Gene Ontology annotation, cellular component: plasma membrane.
AUGGCUGCAGCAAGGCUCCCUGAUGGCUGUGUGCCUCCUGGCAGGCCUGAGGAGGAGAUCUAUGAUGACGUAGAGCCAGUGGGGCCACCCAGGGCAGGCCGAGGCUUCCAGCUGCCCAGCAUGUUCCGGCCGUCAGCAUCUCCCUGCCCCACAGCAGGUGGAGAUGCUGGUCGAGCUGCUAACAGGGCUGCCUUGCUGGCAGCUGCACAGAGAGAAGCCCAAGUCUCCCAGAAGAUGAAGGCAAUGACACUCAAGGAAAGCAAGAAGGAGAAGCUGGACAGGGAGUUUCAGAAGAAAUUCAAGUUCGAAGGAAGCAUCAAUGUCCUGACUCAGAUGAUGGUUGACCCUGCAGCAGUGGAGAAGAGGGGAGGAGGGAAGAACCUUCCCCUGAGGCGGGGAGAGAUCCUCGAUGUCAUUCAGUUCACAAACGAGGAGCAGAUCCUCUGCCGGAACAGCCAGAGGAGAUAUGGCUACGUGCCUCGGGCUGUGAUGCUGCACCUGGACACUGACAUCUACGAUGACGUUGAGAUUUAG